GUUUAUUUUGGAUUCAAGUGAAACUAAAGUUCUCAUAAAAUCUAAAACUUGUUAAAUUGUUCACAUUUUAAGCACCAUAUCUCAUGUAUUUCACAAGUUCAAUUACUCAUUGCAUACAAAGCAUGACAAGAUCACAAGUUUUUUACUUUCUUCAUACCUUUAAUCAUGUCAUAUAAGGACAAGCCAUUUACCUUUUAAAAGAUGUGUGUAUUUUAGAAACUUAGCACAUAUAAUCUAUAUUCAAAGUAUUCAAACUUGGCUUAUUUUUUCUAAACUUUCAAUGUUAUAUACCUUCUAGGGCAUUUCUAACUAUAUGAUGCCAAGGAAGAAUCUACUUCUAGCUUCUUUAUCUUCUUUUGCUAUAGUUAUCUUCAUCUUCUUUAUAUCAUUUACUAUCCACUCGUUAACCACUUCCUUAACCAAUAUCAUUUUAUUACAACAAGCGCCACAGAUAGUAAACACGCAGUUCACCCUUUUGCUAGGUAUUUUCACACGACCAGGAAACUUCGAUAGACGACAUUUCCUUCGUCUUGUAUAUGGAAUACAAUCCACCCCCAUAGCUCGUAUCGAUGUAAAGUUCGUUUUCUGCAAUAUCACCAACAGAGAAGAAAGAACUUUUGUGGCUUUAGAAAUCAUGCGUUUUAAUGACAUUAUUGUCCUCAAUUGCAGAGAGAACAUGAAUAGUGGCAAAACUUAUACUUACUUUUCUACUCUUCCUCAAAUACUCCCCACACGUUAUGACUAUGUCAUGAAGGCUGAUGAUGAUGUUUAUUUGAGGCUUGAACCGUUAGCAUCAUCACUUCAAUCACUACCUAGAGUUGAUCUAUAUUAUGGCUUUGUUAUACCUUGCCCUAGUAUGAAUCCCUUUGUUCAUUAUAUGUCCGGGAUGGGAUUUGUUUUAUCGUGGGAUCUGGUGGAAUGGAUAAGAAGAUCGAAUAUUCCCGCGAAUAAUACGUACGGACCAGAAGAUAAAUUGGUUGGCCAAUGGCUUAAUAUGGGAAAUAAAGCAAAAAAUAGAUUUUCAAACAAGCCAAAGAUGUAUGAUUAUCCUGGAACUAAUGGAAAAUGUUCACAUGAACUUAUUCCAGAUACAAUAGCCGUUCAUCGACUUAAAAAGUGGGAGCAAUGGAUAAAUGUUCUAAGAUUUUUUAAUGUGACUAAACAACUUCAGCCAUCCAGUCUUUAUAGUAUAUCAUUUGAUUAAUUAAUAUAAUUCAAUUUUUUUACUUUUUGCUUAUAAUGUUAUUCUUAACUAUGAUCAAAGACGUUGCAAGAUAAAUUAUUAAUCUCCCA
This is a messenger RNA of Solanum lycopersicum (tomato), 1293 nucleotides long. Its product is annotated as beta-1,3-galactosyltransferase pvg3-like. Lineage: Eukaryota; Viridiplantae; Streptophyta; Magnoliopsida; Solanales; Solanaceae. Gene Ontology annotation, cellular component: Golgi membrane. Gene Ontology annotation, molecular function: hexosyltransferase activity. The record is from RefSeq and is a predicted model, not a curated record.